Andrographis paniculata is the source of this 3096-nucleotide messenger RNA. RefSeq lists its product as uncharacterized. The transcript is spliced from 2 exons. NCBI's taxonomy places the organism in Eukaryota, Viridiplantae, Streptophyta, Magnoliopsida, Lamiales, Acanthaceae. The coding region runs from base 114 to 686 and encodes 190 amino acids. The record is from RefSeq and is a predicted model, not a curated record.
UUUUAUUCUCUCACCCAUCUACACCAAUCUUCUUUAUUUCUCUAAAAACUCUCUUCUCAUUUUCUUCAAUCCGUUAAACCCGCUAUAGUCUAUUGUCGUCUCCCUCCUCCGCCAUGGAUAAGGCCGCCGGAAUCCGUCGCCCUCUCGCCGCUGCUCACCGUCGCCCUCUUCCCCCUCCACCGUACUCCGUCGCUCUCGCGCCACCGUCCCUCCCAAACCCUAAAUGUGAGUCAUGUCUUCUUUGCCCUAACUGUGGCUUUUCUUUCAAUGUGGUUCAUCUUCCUGACCAUGGAUCUAUCCAGAACAAGGCCGUCGGAGGGGAGAUCGAUUCACCCCCGCUGGUCGGAGUUGAAGUUGCCUCCGAUCUGUAUCGCAACUCCGGGUAUGAGUUGGUGGCGAGUGACGGUGACAGAGGUUGGGUGCCGGAUAUGGAGGAACCAUUCGACUUGGGCUUGGAUGUUGAUUUCUCCAGUGAACUUCACAGACAAAGGCUAGCAACUCCUCGACGUCCACUUUUCCAACCGGAGAAGGACGCUGAGGGUGAAGGCGGUCCUUCGAUGUCACCGGAAAAUAGAAAUAUUUGGGAGAAGUUGGGCUAUGUUCCCGAUUCAGAGGACGAGCAUGAUGAAAAUUACAUCCCGACCCCUUCCCGAUUCCGGCUACCAUUGCAUUUACGUCCUCCAUAAGGACGUUGGGUUAUGAUUGAGGAUCGCUGCAGCACGAACAACCUCUCCUUUACCUCCCUUCUCUUCGGCUGAUUUUCAAUGCCUUGAAACAGUUUUAUAACUGCAAUUAAAUUUCCUUGCAGCUUCGAAAAAGACUCCACGUUGUGGCUGACCCAAGACAUCGCAUUUGACAUAAAUAAAUGCCACAAGUUUAAUGUGAUCUUCCUUUAUAAAUGGGGGUUUAGACAUUUUGAGUUCUGUAAUAUGUUUGGGUGAAAUUUUAGGAGGGAGUAAAAUUACAAUUUGUUGUAUUAAAUGGUUUAUUUAUAGGUGUUGAUUGGGAGGGAAUAUUUUUAGGUAUAAAAUUGAUGGGGGGAAUUUUUUUGAUUAUGUGUUAAUGUUGACAGUGAUGUUUUUGGUAAAAAUGAGAAUUUUUUUUAAGGGGUAAUUUUGUUUGGGAGGAAAUAAUUUUAGGUUGUGUUUUGGUGGGAGAAUGAUGUGUGAUGUUAAUUUCAACAAUUAGUAAUCUUGUGGCUUGUGUUAAUUUUGGGAAAUUAUUUUUAGGUGUAUAAUUGGUGGGAAAAUGAUGUGUUAAUUUUUGUUGUAAUAAACUCCCACGUGAAAUGUUAUAGGUAUGCAGCUUUUCAGAUUAAUGAUCUGACUCCUGCCAAUUUUUUUUUUCCCAUUUUAUUUUUAUUUUUUUCUUAAUUAUUCUAACAAUACCAUUAAACAUACCCCUAUAUUUACUAAUUAUACCCUUACCUAGAUUCUCCUAUCUACAGUGAGUGAUAGGAACAAAAUACCUGGGACGGAGAGAGUAAUUGAUAAUCCAAAAUAAUCUAAAUGCGAGUUCAAUGCCAAGUUGAUUCCAUAUCAUGGGAGUGUUAAUGGAUCGCUUUGGAAUCAUAUUGGAAAAUCAUGGGCAGAUUUUGAAAGGAGAUCGAUAUCCAAGGGCUACCUAAAAAUAAUCCUCGAUAGUGGAUUGAAAACUAGAUUUUGGCAGGAUAUUUGGGUUGGCAAUUCUUCCUUAAAAUAUCAAUGCCCUCGUAUCUUCGCGUUGACAACGAUGAAAGAAGUUUGGGUAUCAUCCUUUGAUGAGUGGGUGGAUGGUGUUUGGAACUGGGUGAUCCAGCUUCGUAGGAAUGUUUUUGACUAGGAAGUAGAAUGGUGGGAAGCAUUCAUAGCCUCUUUGAAUUCUACCUGCCCCCGUAAGGAUAUUGAAGAUAGGGUAGUGUGGGAGGGAUCGGGAAAUGGAAAAUUUUCCAUAAAAGAAGGUGGGCAUGUUUUGUAUGAUGUCGACAGUAGUUUCAGAUCGGAAGAUAUAAUCUGGGGCAAUACGGCACCACCCAAAGCUAAGUUUCUGAUAUGGAGAGUAAUUAAUAGAUGAGUCCCGGUUAGGAUGGAAUUAGUAAUGGGAUUAACAAUUACAGGAGGGGUGGAGUGCCCGUUGUGUGGAGUGGAGGGGGAAGAAAUAGACCACCUUUUUCUCCAUUGUAAGGUUGCUUCCGUCCAGUGGUGGUGGAUUUCGGAGCGUUUCAACAUUUUUUGGGCGAUACCGAAGGAUGUUCGGGGGUUACUACACUGCUGGAAAUACCUUCAAAUGAGUAUUUCGCGUCGUACUAUUUGGGAACUGUUGUGUGCAGUUGCUCUCUGGUGCAUUUGGAUUUCAAAAAACGAAUUGGUGUUUCAAGGUAAGUCUCUUUCUAGCUAUGGGCUAAUUUCGAGGAUGAUCUGGGUGGCAUGGAAGUGGUUCAAUGCUAAGAAUCCGGGAAGUGAUUAUAGUUCGAUAUUAUUCCAAAAGUAGCUUGGAAAAUCUUGAAGUUACUCUUAAUAAUAAAAGAUUGGGGGAACGGGCUAACCAACGGUGGCUUCCCCUUAGCCGAGGAUGGUGGAAAAUAAAUGUGGAUGGAUCGGCACUAAGCUGCCCAGGGAAUGCGGGGAUCGGGGCGGUAAUACGAGAUGACUCAGGUAUCAUUAUUUUCAUGCUUUCUAAAUUUAUCAGAGUAUCGAAGGCAGCGGAAGCAGAGUUGCAGGCUGUUCAUCAUGUGCUCGAGGAAAUCCGUGGGGCGGUAGGGUUCCCGGUUCCGAGGCUUAUUAUUGAAUAUGAUUAUUCCAUGUUGGUAUCGUGAAUCCUGAAAAAGUCGCAGUAUCCGUAGAGGUCAUUGAGGACAUCUUUACCUCUAUCAAUAAUUGUAAUCAAACAUAUAUAACUCAUAUUCUUAGAGAAAAACAAAUAGCCUCGCAGAUGGUCUGGCUAAAAUAGGGGCUCGAAGGUGUCCGUAUUUGGUUGCUUGGACGGAUUCGGUAGCUUCAGGUGACGAAGUGGGCGUGGAAGUUGCUAGUAGCCAUAGCAGAUUCAUGCUUUAGGGGAUGUUGGGAAUAUUGUUUGCUAGUAGAUUGUGUCAGGGGUAAUUAUUAUAUUAAUGAAAGC